AUGUCAACAUACGUGGUUGAAAGGGUUGGAUAUGGUGUGAAAUAUGUGAGAGUACUAUCAUUUGACUUUAGCAAGGCGUUUGACAGUGUUCCACACGACAUACUAUUUGGAAAAGUUAAGAAAUUGCCUUUUAACCCGUACAUCAUAAAUUGGAUAAUAGAUUUCUUAAAAGAUCGCAAACAGAGAGUAACAGUUGAUGGCAUCACAACCGAGUUCUUGAAAAUUAAUCGUGGCGUGCCUCAGGGGACUAUUCUAGGCCCGAUACUAUUUUCAAUAAUGGUAAAUGACAUUAAACCAGUCAAUCCAAUCAAUGAACUCUGUAAAUUCGCUGAUGAUAUAACAAUAGAAGCCCUGGGCUAUGAUGAGGAUGAUACAGGUGCUGAAAAGGUAGAAAAUAUGAAAUUAUGGUCGGAUGAAAAUCGAAUGGUGCUGAAUAUGAAUAAAACAUACGAAAUGAUUGUUUGUGGGAGAACAUCUAUACCUCUACCCAGUUGCAUUCCGUCCAUCAAACGGAAAACAUGGCUCAAGAUACUUGGAAUUACCCUUGAGGAAAUACCGGAAAAUUGGGAUAUACACUUCGAAGAGAUGCUUAAAAAAGCGAGUGGACGAAUGUACAUCUUACGG
Paramuricea clavata is the source of this 624-nucleotide messenger RNA. The record is from the annotation of a GenBank genome assembly. Lineage: Eukaryota; Metazoa; Cnidaria; Anthozoa; Malacalcyonacea; Plexauridae.